Messenger RNA from Leptinotarsa decemlineata (Colorado potato beetle), 1214 nucleotides. Its product is annotated as lysosomal acid phosphatase. Gene Ontology annotation, molecular function: phosphatase activity. NCBI's taxonomy places the organism in Eukaryota, Metazoa, Arthropoda, Insecta, Coleoptera, Chrysomelidae. The record is from RefSeq and is a predicted model, not a curated record. Gene Ontology annotation, biological process: dephosphorylation.
UUUUUGUCAGUCGUUCAACAUCAUUAUGAAAGGUGUAUUAUUCACGUUUAUAAUAUCUCUCCAUCUUAUAAAGAGCUUUGUUGUCAUUGAAAAACCUCCAGACGAAUUGAUUUCUGUAGCAGUGGUGAGCUCUUUAUUCUCAAUUCUGUUUUUCAGGCAUGGUGAUAGGUCACCAACAAAGUCAUUUCCUAAUGAUAAAUACUUUGAUCUCCGAUAUUGGCCAAUGGGUUUUGGACAACUGACAGAGUAUGGAAUCGACCGCCAGUACAAAUUAGGCCAAUGGUUCAGAUCACGUUACAACUCGUUUCUGAGCGAAGAGUAUUCUCCAAAUGACAUACAUGUAUACUCUACAGAUGUGGACCGUACUUUAAUGUCUGCCGCUGCAAACCUUGCUGGAUUUUACCCUCCUAAAAACGAUCAAAUUUGGAAUCAAAAUUUGUUAUGGCGGCCAAUACCAAUUCACACAUCUCCCAGAAUCAAGGAUGACAUAAUAACCAGGAAGAGAAAUUGUCCCAAAUAUGACAAACAUUACGAAAAAGUUAAAGAAUCCGAUUUUUUCAAAGCAAUCAACAAAAACUAUAGCGAUUUUUAUAACUUGGUUUCUGAAUACACUGGAUGGAAAGUUAAAAAUAUUGGGGAGAUCAGAACCCUUCGGUCUGUGUUAUACUGCUACAAGAACUACAACGUGUCAUUUAUACCCGAGUGGGCCCCAACUUUGGACCAGAGUGUGUUGGACUACCUCUCUGGUUUGGCUUAUCAAAGGAACUCUUACACCAAAAAACUGAAGAGAUUGGGAAUAGGACCGUUUUUCGAUUACCUUUUCUCUCAUUUUGACAACGUAACUACUAACGUCUCCUCCACGAGAUUUCUUAUGAUGUCUGGUCAUGACACUUCCUUAACCUCGAUUUUGAACGCUAUGGGAGUGUUCGAUUUACAACCUAUUAAUUUUGCUGAAGUAGUCAUUUGGGAGUUGAAACGAAAGGUUGAUACAAAAUCAUUUUAUAUAAAUCUAUAUCAAAGAAAGAGUGAAGAUGAUCUGGUACAACUACGAAUCGAGGGAUGCGAAUUCGACUGUGGUUAUGAAGAUUUCAAAAGAAUCAUGAAACCUAUUUCUAUCAAUAUACAUGACUGGGAAAAAGAGUGCUUUGAAUAAUACCAAAAAUUUUGAUAACAAAUUGUAAAAUUUGCCCAAAAAUAUAUUUUUUGCUCUUCAA